UAUUAUUAUUACACGUCUUAGCUGGCAUAACAAAAGGUCUGGUCCAUAGCUUAUUUCCCAAAAAAUAAAAAGGGGCCUGGUAGCAAUAGCAUGCCCUGCGAUGAAUGGCAAAGAAUGGCGCAUUUCCGACCGGCAAUCGAAGGGGCUAAGGCCAUAUUCUGUGUUGAAUUGGGAUAUUCCGGUAUAAUAUCCCAAACAAUCUCGCUUCCCUUCUUUCUCGAAUUCUCCUUCUCCCGUUUUUAUACUCCUGUGCCUGCCUGAAUCCUCUCCUUCUGCCUCGUCCCCGCUCCUCUUCAUUAAUUCUCGAUUCCUGCAAAAGAUAAUCUUAUACACCCAUCAGUCAUGACUACAGAAAAGAAACCUCGUCGCCGCAUUUUUUUUACUAGUAUUAAAUCUAGAAAUCAAUUAACUUCUAUGGGUACCUGAAGAUACUGGUGUCUGAAAUAAACACCAAUUGGUUCAUGAAAAAAGACACUACCUUCCGGUACCCAUCGGAUUUAAUUAAUUUCCGGAUUUAAUAUUAGUGGCCUUCUCGGUUAAUUUCCUGACUUUUUUCGUUUCUCUUUUCUAUUUUAGUACAUGAUCAAAUUAAUGAAAGAGAGCCGUGAAGAAUCGCCGGCGUAUGGAAUUGAGACUGGCAGCUAUGAAGAAUCGAAGAUGGGGAGGAAAGGCCAGAAGAAGUCCCACAAGGAUGAAGGAGCGAAGCAAAGAGGGCUUGAUAUAUAGGCGGCAUGCUUCUUAGGUGGAAAAUUUAUUGGAAAUAAAGAAAUGGCCCACAA
This is a messenger RNA of Rubroshorea leprosula, 779 nucleotides long. The record is from the annotation of a GenBank genome assembly. Lineage: Eukaryota; Viridiplantae; Streptophyta; Magnoliopsida; Malvales; Dipterocarpaceae.